Molecule: messenger RNA, 4486 nt
Organism: Uranotaenia lowii
Lineage: Eukaryota; Metazoa; Arthropoda; Insecta; Diptera; Culicidae
Exons: 3
Coding region: 1-4002 (1333 amino acids)
Biological process (GO): DNA integration
Molecular function (GO): nucleic acid binding
Source: RefSeq, a predicted model, not a curated record
AUGGAUAACAGCAACUCCGGUGAUUCCACACCGGUACGGCACAGCAAACGGCAACUUAAGACCCACCAGCAACAACAGCGCAAAAUGUUUCACUUUUGCCGAUUUUGGCUCACACAAGAUUCUCUUGGCAAUACUCGACUAGCUCGAGCCUUGCUCGACUCGUGCUCCCAGUUUUGCUUCAUGACCACUCGCUUCAGCCAACAACUAAAACUGCGACAUGUUCCGGAAAACCUCACCGUUCAAGGCAUCGGUGGAUCACGAGCUGUGUCACGCAAACUGGUUGUAGCUUCCGUUCGUGCUCGGACCUCGUACAUCUCAGCUUUCAGCAGAGCAAUGAGCUUCUUUAUUUUGCCUGAGCUGACAGCCACACUUCCCGCAAAACAAGUCGAGUACGAGAGUUGGCGUUUACCCCACGAUGUUCAGCUUGCUGAUCCCAGCUUUUCGGAACCAGGAGAGAUCGACAUCAUUAUUGGCGCCGAGCACUUCUUUGAUCUGCUUCUGGAAGGCAGAUUCAAGCUGACGAAUGAUGGCCCAAGCCUUCAAAACUCUGUUUUCGGAUGGAUAGUUGCUGGUACCAUUCCGAAUAAAUCUGUAUCCUGUUCGCCUUCCUCCGUGACUUGUUCAGUAGCAGAAAUUCAGGAGCAGCUCACUAAAUUCUGGGAACUGGAAUCGUGUAGGUCAGCAAGUACCCAAUCCGUGGAAGAGUCAACUUGUGAGGAGCUUUUCGCUGAAACCACCACCCGUGACUGCGACGGAAAAUUUGUUGUCUCUUUGCCGAAACGUGAUCACGUAAUUCGGCAACUGGGGGAGUCUCGUAACGCAGCACUGAGGCGAUUUUUCAGCGUAGAGAAGCAGUUUGAGUCCAACGGCGAAAAGAAGUCAGCGUACACAUCAUUUAUGGAGGAAUACAUCAGUCUCGGUCACAUGCGUGAAGUUCCUAACCCUGAUGAAGCAUUACCGGUCUACUAUCUCCCACAUCAUGCGGUCUACAAGCCUGACAGUUCCACAACAAAGCUUCGCGUCGUCUUCGAUGCCUCCUGUAAGACUACCACCGGAGUCUCACUCAACGACGGUCUAUUGGUGGGACCCGUAGUUCAAGAAGAUUUGUUGUCCAUCGUCCUUCGGUUCCGGUUGCAUCGAGUCGCCGUUGUUGCUGAUGUGGAGAAAAUGUACCGCAUGGUCAAGGUACAAGCCGAAGAUCAACGUCUCCAGCGUAUUCUGUGGAGAGAAUCUCCAGAAAUUCCGGUCCGUACGUACGAGCUCGUCACUGUAACUUAUGGUACAGCAUGCGCACCGUAUCUGGCUACCAAGUGCCUUCAGCAGUUAGCAGACAGUGGAAAGGAAUCGUAUCCCGAAGCAGCAAGGAGUCUACAAUACGAUACGUACGUCGAUGAUUCUCUCACUGGAGCGAAUUCAGUCGACAGUGCGAUAAAGUUAGCGAAGGAGAUGAUUGAACUAGCAGCAGCAGGUGGUUUUUUGUUGAGAAAGUUCAACUCAAAUUCAGCCGACGUACUGUCUGCAUUACCAGAUCAUCUUAUAGACGAGCGCGCUUCCUUGAACUUGGAUUCUUCGACUGCAGCUGUGAAGACGUUGGGUUUAGUGUGGAAACCUGCUACCGAUUGUUUCGUUUACGACUGUCCAGUUUGGAGCGACAAGGCCAAGAUCACCAAAAGAGUUGUGCUUGCAGAGACAGCACGCCUCUUCGACCCGAUUGGACUUGUGGGCCCCGUUGUUGUCAUCGCGAAGAUAUUUCUGCAAGAUCUUUGGAAACUCCAGUGUGGAUGGGACGAUUCGCUUCCAGAGGAGAUGCAGAACUUUUGGCAGGAGUAUCGGAUGAACCUGAAAGCCCUAUCUUCACUCUCGGUUCCACGUUGGUUGACCUUUCAUUCCGAAGCAGCAUUUGUCGAGAUACACGGUUUCUGUGACGCAUCCGAAAAGGCUUACGGAGCCUGUGUUUAUCUUCGUUGUACAGCAGAAAAUGGUGAAGUUACCGUCCGUUUGAUAACCGCAAAAUCCAGAGUAGCACCUUUAGACGACCUGAAGAGGAAGAAGAAGAAGCAGACAAUCCCGCGCCUCGAGCUUUCAUCUGCUCUUCUCUUGGCUCACCUGUACGAAAAAGUUAAGCGCAGUUUAAGAAUUGCGCAUUCUGCAGAGUUUUGGACAGAUUCCACCAUCGUAAUCUGUUGGCUGUCAUCUUUACCGUCCCGUUGGCAAGCUUUUGUUUCAAACCGUGUCUCCGAGAUCCAGCAUACCACUAAAGGCUGCCAGUGGCACCACGUUGCAGGAGUGGAAAAUCCAGCGGACAUCAUCUCGAGAGGCAUGAUUCCAGCACAGCUUCAGUAUCAAACGAUGUGGUUUGAGGGUCCACUUUGGCUGCGACAAGACCGCAGCACCUGGCCAGCUUCAAGCAAUCCAGAACAAGUUGAACAGUCGUUACUUGAAGAGCGGAAAGUAUGUUCGUUUCCUGUCACACCCGUGACUAGUGAAAUCUUCGGUUGGCGGGAGAGGUUUUUGGAUCUGAUUCAUCUUGUUGCGUGGAUGCUCCGAUUUGCGCACAAUUCCAGUUUGAGAAUCCCACACCAACGAGCUUCCGGAAGUUUAACGUACGCAGAGCAGUAUGCAGCCAUACUUCACGUCGUUCGUGUAGCACAACAGGAAAGUUUCCCUGCCGAAUUCGACGCUCUCCAGAGAGGGCGACCACUGAAGGCGUCAUCCCCAAUCCUCUCUUUAAAUCCCGUAUUUGGCGAUGGCAUAAUUCGCGUUGGCGGCCGGCUAGCGCACGCACAGAUUAGCGAAGACAGAAAGCAUCCGAUGAUCCUGUGCAGUAAACAUCCCUUGGCGAAAAUGAUAAUCGAGCACUACCACCGCUGUUUCUUCCAUGCCGGUGCUCAACUUCUUAUUUCUUCCGUCCGUGGGAGAUUUUGGAUCACCAGGAUCAGAUCGUUAGUCAACACAGUUCUGCACGAAUGUGUGCAGUGUUUUCGUAACAAACCACGUGUAACAGAGCAGCUUAUGGGCGACCUGCCAGCAGAGCGUGUUUCGCCAUCGAAUCCAUUCGAGAACGUUGGAGUAGAUUAUUGUGGACCUUUCCUAGUAAAAUAUCCUUCAAGUCGUCGAAUCCAACCCCGCAAAAUUUUCGUUGCUAUCUUCGUUUGUUUGGCUACAAAGGCAGUCCAUAUAGAGCUGGUCACGGACCUAACCAGUGAUUCAUUCAUCGCAGCGUUUAAACGAUUUGUUGGUCGUCGUGGGAAACCUCGAGUUGUGAUGUGUGACAAUUCGACAACUUUCGUUGGUGCACGCCGAGAAUUGGAUGAACUCCGUCAGCUUUUUCGAAACGAACAGUUCCAGAGACAUGUCGUCCAUUCGGCAGUAGACGACGAAACCGAAUUCAAAUUCAUCCCCCCCAGAACGCCUAACUUUGGUGGACUGUGGGAAGCCGCUGUUAAGUCGUUCAAAACGCACCUGAAGAGGACGAUAGGAUGCACCAUUCUCCGUUAUGAUGAAAUGAACACCAUCUCGAUUCAAAUUGAAGCUAUUCUUAACUCCCGUCCGUUGACACCGAUGACUAACGAUCCUGCAGAUUACGAAGCCAUCACACCUGGUCACUUUCUGAUCCACCGACCGUUAACAGCCGUGCCGGAGCCUUCCAAGGAACAUAUUCCAGAGAACCAUCUUUCGAGAUGGCAAAGAACCGAAGUCUUUUACGAGCGCAUUUGGAAGCGCUGGUCCUCCCAGUAUCUGUCGGAUUUACACAACCGCACCAAGUGGACUAGGAAACGAAACAACAUAGCCGUUGGAACCAUGGUGCUCCUCAAGGAGGACAACCUUCCCCCGUUGCAGUGGGCUCUCGGUCGUGUGACGAAAAUCUACCCCGGUCCCGAUGGCAACAUCCGAGUCAUCGACGUCAAAACCAAGGAUAGCCAGUUCCAGCGAGGAAUCCAGAAGAUUUGUGUUCUUCCCAUCAAGGACAACAUUGAUGAUCCCGUCCAGCAGGAGAACUAAAUUCACCACCACCCACUCCAGUAUACAACAUAAGUUUAGUCGUCCACCGAAUUCGACCAUUCCUGCCUUUCCAUUGUGAUGAUCCUUUCGUGUCAAGCAUCGGCCAACUUUAUCUGGCGGUCAUCGUAAGCUGACAGCAAACCACCAUCGUCGUAGCUUCACAUCGCAGUUUCAUCUUCAUCAGCGCCUGGGGCGCUCGCGGAGGCCAGGAGGCCUCCGCUCCAGGGAAGUCGAAUCGGUCCGGUGGACCACAUCCAGUCAUCUAGUCAACUAGUCAUCUAGCCAUCUAGUCAACCAGUUGUUCCGUUCUCCUGUCGUCACGUCGUCCAGUCACCACAUCGUCCGUUCAACAGCCAUCCGUACUACAAGCGAUAUGUGUUUUCGUGUCCUGUCGUUUGUACAUCGUUGGUAAAGAUCGUCCAGUCCUCAUAGUUGCAGAAGCGCAACCAGACACAGCCAGUCUGAGCAGGAUUCCAGCCCUAAU